This is a messenger RNA of Ilyonectria robusta, 1290 nucleotides long. RefSeq names its product major facilitator superfamily domain-containing protein. Gene Ontology annotation, biological process: transmembrane transport. Gene Ontology annotation, cellular component: fungal-type vacuole membrane. The record is from RefSeq and is a predicted model, not a curated record. Bases 1 to 1290 code for a protein of 429 amino acids. NCBI's taxonomy places the organism in Eukaryota, Fungi, Ascomycota, Sordariomycetes, Hypocreales, Nectriaceae. Gene Ontology annotation, molecular function: transmembrane transporter activity. The transcript has 2 exons.
AUGGCCACCGAGAAGCCCCCAACUGAGACACCCGACAACCUCAACGACGCCAGCAUCACCACAAGCGACCAGAAACCAGAACCCACAGACCAAGAAGCGUUUCCCGACGGCGGCCUCAGAGCAUGGCUCGUCGCUGCCGGUUCCGCGGGCGCCUUCUUCUGCACCCUCGGCUACACCAACGUCUUUGGCAUCUUCCAGGCCUACUACAUGUUCAACCAGAUGCCUGAGCGCAGCGCCGACGACAUUGCCUGGAUCGGUUCCGUUCAAGCGUUUCUGAUAUUUGCGACGGGGGCUGUGGGAGGGCCGCUGUUUGAUCGCUUUGGCGCGUGGCUCGUCCGUCCAGCCGCAGUGUUAUACGUCUUCGCCAUCAUGAUGACCAGUAUCUGCACGUCAUACUGGCAAUUCAUGCUCGCCCAGGGAAUCCUCACAGGCCUCGCCAACGGCCUGCUCAUGUUCCCGGCCCUCUCAGCCGUCCCGCAGUGGUUCAACCGCAACCGCGGCGCAGCCAUGGGUCUCGCCAUCGCCGGGUCCUCGCUCGGAGCCGUCAUCUUCCCGAUUGUGCUCUCCAACCUACUCACGAAGACGGAUAUCGGAUUCGGCUGGUCUGUUCGCAUCACCGGCUUCAUCAUGCUGCCCUUCCUCACCUUCGCCGCCCUGAGUAUUCGCUCCCGUCUGCCGCCGCGCCGCACGCGCUUCUUGCUCUGGUCCUCGUUCCGCGAGCCCAUGUACGUGCUUCUCAUCGCGUCCAUGUUCUUCGGCAUGAUCGGAAUGUUCGUGCCGAUGUUCCUGCUGCCGACGUAUGCCAUCACCAAGGGCAUGGACGAGAGUCUGGCGACCUACCUGGUGGCCAUGAUCAAUGGGGCGUCUAUAUUCGGACGAGUCAUCCCAGGUGUGUUGGGCGACAAGUUCGGCCGCAUCAACACGCUCAUCGGUGCGUCUGUAGCUACAUCUAUAAUUAUUUUCUGCUGGCCCGAGGCGGAGACUAACGCAAGCAUCAUUGCGGUCGCCACGCUGUUCGGCUUCACCUCUGGCGCCAUCAUCUCCGGCGGGUCUGUGGCGAUUACGCUGUGCCCCGACGACCCGAAGAACAUUGGCACUUACAUGGGCGUGGGUAUGGCCCUGGCUUCGUUUGCGGCGCUCGUGGGACCACCCGUGAGCGGUGCCAUGAUGGACAGAUAUGGGCGGUUCGAGGAGGUGACGUACUUUGGAGGUGCCAUGACAAUGUUCGGAGGUGUCAUGGCCGCGGUGGCCAAGUCAAAGUCCCCUCAGGGACUGUUUGGCAAGACUUGA